Messenger RNA from Leishmania mexicana MHOM/GT/2001/U1103, 1560 nucleotides. RefSeq lists its product as hypothetical. Bases 1 to 1560 code for a protein of 519 amino acids. Lineage: Eukaryota; Euglenozoa; Kinetoplastea; Trypanosomatida; Trypanosomatidae. The record is from RefSeq and is a predicted model, not a curated record. The transcript has a single exon.
AUGCCGGCACCGUCAUCUUCGCUCGCGAGUGCAGCCUCGCGCAUGCACCGACAGGUCUCUCGCAUUGACCGCCAGACGGCCCAGAAGCUCUUCCCGCGGGAGCAGCGGCUGCAGUGGCCCACCGGCUAUCUCCCGGCAAGUGGCGUCGCCCACCUCCUCCACCCCGACGGCGUUCCAUUUCACGAGGUGCUGGAGUGCUACAUGGACAUAAAGGAAGACCGGCAGCAUGAGCUGCAGCGCGACUUCGCAUCCGACUACACACUCUGGAACCGUUGCUCGCUCGAGGAUUUUGUGCGCAAACUCGGCGCUCACCGGCGGCGUUGCUUCACGCGGCUAACGGCCCGCGAUCGUCUCGUGCACGACGCCGACGCGCGGGAGGUGUUCCAGCUAGAGCCAUAUCUACCACCACCGCCUGUCGCCAUCAUCGACACCCCUUCAUCGCGUGCGCUAGUGUCACCUCCGUUACAGGCGUCCGCCGCCGCAACCGCCGCCGCUGCAGCACCGAGCACGAGUUCAGCGAGCAAGGAGGAGAGGCCGGUGUACUACCAGUUCCAGCCGUACGCGGCGACGCAAGAGUACGCCAUGCUGCCCGUGCAAGGCGUUCGGUCACCUCAGCAGCGCGUGCGGUUUGCGACUUUCCCUCAAAUUCGUAAUGUCCUCCACACAGACUUUGACUCGAUGACAGCGCUGCGUGCGCUGAGCCUGUACUGCGGAGAUGGGAUACUGUACACGAGAGAGCUGGUGCAAGUCGUGGCCCUGUACGUUCGACGGCGGCUCGAAGAAAUUAGUGAAGCAGAGGCGUCCUUCCUGCACGCGGCAGCGGAGGCCUCGCCGUGCUGCGCCGCGCUGCCGACGUUUGCGUCGGAGUCGCCGGUGCUGGUCUUCUUCGGCAACGGCCGUCUGGCUUGGAUGCUCAAUGAAAGUGGCCUGCUGCCCAAGACGGUGCGCGCGGUGCAGCUGCCACGGCAGGACGCGCAGCGCAGACGCCGGCGCACGCACUUGCUGCAGCAGCAGGAGUCGCUCGAGAUCGACUUCGGGUUUCACAGAAGCUUCACGGCCAUCUUCCCCUGCGAAACGCUCUCCGUCGGUGACGCACUUCGCAAGUACAAGCCGGCGAUUGUGCUGGUGGAGCCGCAUGUGGACCGGGAUUACAUGUCUGACAUCCGCGGCUACUACAGCGUGCGAGAGGUGGUGGCGAUGGGGCCCAUCGACUCCCCGGCCAUGGGCAGUUUCGCCUACCCGUUCCUGAGCUUUGGCGUUACUCCUGGGCCGACCACGUACUGGGCGUACAACGACAACCUGCACAAGGUGCACGCCUCGGAGCGAAUCCAGAUGCCGAUGGACGCGCCGCACGAAUCACAAGGGUACGAGCGGCGCUACGUUGACGAUAUCUCGGCGUACCUGAUCGCGCCGAACGACUGCGCCGCCGUGGGCAGGCAGUUUCGCUGCCUCGCCUUCCGCCGUGUGCGGCCGCCGGUGCUGAAGCCCGCGAGCGCAGCAGCGGCCGCGGCGCCGCAGUCGUCGAAGGAGACGGUGGAGUCGAAUCCCGGGCGGACAUGA